CCUAGGUAGCAGCUUAAUCGCUUGCCGCUACUCAAGAGCUCAGAUGCUUGAGCUAUUAGUUAUCUAUUUUAGAGUUCUUCCUUUUCUUUUCGUUUUUGAUUUGGGGACGGGGGUGUUCCUCUUUUUCUGGCGCUGCAGCGCUCACAGCAACCAUACCGUGCUAGUAGUUCAUGAUUCUAUAUCUCCCGUGUGUUUUCCUUUGAUAUACUAUACUCUAGCUGUUUGAUUUUGGGACUCCGCUGUUACCACAUAGGUGGAUAGGAGAAUUAGAAUACAUCCGAACCAUAUAGUUAGGGUUUUACCCGAUUUCGAUCGAAUUCUGUGUUAACGUGUGCGAUUUCUUGUCAUGAGAUACCGCUGCACGUUUCUUGUUCUAAGAUUUCGUGAAUCUUUCAUCGAGGUAGUUCUGGGGCCAUGGGGCCGAGGCAUCUCUUGUGGGUCACUUGCUUGUGGACCCUCUCAUGUGCCUUGCUGCUUGGCGCUUCCUCUGAUGGAGUGCUGAGAAUCAACCUGAGCAAGAAGAGGCUGGACAAGGAAGCUCUGACGGCUGCAAAAUUGGCAAGACAGCAGAGGAACGUGCUGAGGUCAGGGGACGGUUCUUACCGUUAUCUGGGUGUUUCAGAUGAUGACAUAGUUCCUUUGGACAACUACCUGGACACCCAGUACUAUGGAGAGAUCGGCGUUGGUACGCCACCACAAAACUUCACGGUGAUAUUUGACACUGGGAGCUCCAACCUGUGGGUUCCGUCGUCAAAGUGCUAUUUUUCGAUAGCAUGCUACUUACACCAUAAAUAUAAGUCAACCAAAUCGAGCACUUACAAAAAGAACGGAGAAACUUGCACAAUCUCGUAUGGCUCUGGAUCAAUUGCUGGCUUCUUCAGUGAGGACAGUGUGUUAGUCGGCGACCUUGUUGUAAAAAAUCAGAAGUUCAUUGAGACAACCCGUGAAGCAAGUCCUAGUUUUAUCAUCGGAAAGUUUGAUGGUAUACUUGGCCUUGGAUUUCCUGAAAUAUCCGUGGGGAGCGCACCUCCAGUUUGGCAGAGCAUGCAAGAGCAGAAACUGAUUGCCAAGGACAUCUUCUCAUUUUGGCUUAACCGUGAUCCUGAUGCCCCCACGGGUGGCGAGCUCGUGUUUGGUGGUGUAGACCAAAAGCACUACAAGGGGAAACAUACAUAUGUUCCUGUUACUCGCAAAGGCUACUGGCAAUUUGACAUGGGUGAUCUUCUUAUUGGUGGCCAGUCAACUGGCUUCUGCGCUGGUGGUUGUGCAGCAAUUGUUGACUCAGGGACUUCACUGCUCGCCGGCCCAACAACCAUAGUGGCUCAAGUCAAUCAUGCAAUUGGGGCCGAGGGCAUCAUCAGUAUGGAGUGCAAGGAAGUGGUGAGAGAAUAUGGAGAGAUGAUCCUUGAGUUGCUGGUAGCACAGACAAGGCCACAGAAAGUAUGCAGUCAGAUCGGUCUCUGUGUAUUUGAUGGUACUAAGUCUGUCAGUAACCAAAUUGAAUCUGUUGUUGAGAAAGAAAACCGGGGUUCUGAUCUUCUCUGCACUGCUUGUGAGAUGGCUGUUGUCUGGAUACAGAAUCAACUCCGACAAAACCAAACAAAAGAGCUCAUCUUGCAGUAUGCUAAUCAGCUCUGCGAGCGUCUCCCGAGCCCCAAUGGCGAAUCAACCGUCGACUGCCAUCAGAUCUCAAAGAUGCCUAAUCUUGCGUUCACCAUAGCAAACAAGACUUUCACCUUGACACCAGAGCAGUACAUUGUAAAGCUGGAGCAAUCAGGCCAGACCAUUUGCAUUAGUGGGUUCAUGGCGUUCGACAUUCCACCCCCUCGUGGUCCACUCUGGAUACUUGGAGAUGUCUUCAUGGGCGCGUAUCACACGGUUUUUGACUUUGGCGACAGCAAGAUUGGUUUUGCCAAAUCCGCAUGAGGAGCAGCUUUGCUUUGGUCUUCAUGAUCACAUCAGCUCUAGUGUAUCAGGUCUGGUAUUGUACAUAUUGCAAGCACUUAUAAAUUGCAAUGUCAAGCAUGCGCGUUUAGGAACCUAGUAGAAAGGAAUAAACGAAUGUACAGUAAUUGUGUGGAUAUCUGCUAUGUAUGGACAGAAAUGGAUCUGUAGACAGUAAGUAAACUGUACGAGGUUGAUAUAACGAGCAAGGGAGCAUGAUGAGAGUUAGGGCUUUUUUAUCUCAUCUCAUCACAAAUAAUGGAGUACUAUAUGGUUUAGCUUCCUGGAGCCUUGAAUAUUUGUUCACUACUCAGUUACUGUAGUAUUUUUUUGCAUAUUCGUUCUGAAAAUU
Molecule: messenger RNA, 2296 nt
Organism: Brachypodium distachyon (stiff brome)
Lineage: Eukaryota; Viridiplantae; Streptophyta; Magnoliopsida; Poales; Poaceae
Product: aspartic proteinase
Exons: 12
Coding region: 415-1926 (503 amino acids)
Biological process (GO): lipid metabolic process; proteolysis
Molecular function (GO): aspartic-type endopeptidase activity
Source: RefSeq, a predicted model, not a curated record